AUGAAAGACGGCAAGUGUACGAAACGAUAUCCAAGAGAGCUUCUCCGGGAGACCCAUACAGGGCACGACGGGUACCCACUUUACCGCAGAAGAAAGGCGGGAGAUGGUGGAUUUACAGCAAAAGUGACAAUCUUAGGUUGCAACGAAGUGGCAAUUGACAACAAGUGGGUGGUCCCUUAUUGCCCUAUUCUGUCCAAGAUCUUCAAUGCGCACAUUAAUGUUGAGUACUGCAAUACAGUGAAAUCGAUCAAGUACAUAUGUAAAUACGUCAACAAAGGUAGCGAUCAGGCAGUAUUCGGGCUUGAACGGCAAGAAAUGAGGAGGGAUGAGGUUUCAAGGUACGAGAUUGGAAGAUACAUCUGCAGCAGUGAAGUAACAUGGCGUAUUCUCGACUUCCCGAUUCAUCACAGGCAUCCACCAGUGGAGCAUUUGUACGUGCACCUGGAGAAUGGACAACGUGUGUAUUUUACCGAAGACAACGUAAGAGACAGGAUAGCAGAGCCACCUAGAACUACUUUGACAGCAUUCUUCGACCUUUGCCGAGAAGACGACUUUGCCAAAACUCUAUUGUACUGCGAUGUGCCACGAUACUACAGAUGGGACAGAUCCAGUAAGAAAUGGAAACGACGCAUCCAGGGCAUCCACGUGGAAGGACAUCCAGGAAUCAAGUCAUGCGACACUCUUGGUAGAGUGUACACUAUCCACCCAAGCGCAUUUGAAUGCUAUUGCUUGCGCCUUCUCCUUCACAUAGUCAGAGGGCCGACAUCGUAUAAAGAUCUUAGAAUGGUCAAUCAAUUCAAGUGUGCAACUUUCAGAAGAGCUUGCUCGAUAAGGGGUUUGUUGGAGGAUGAAGGUCACUGGAGCGCAACUCUAGAAGAAGCUGCUGUCGGUCACUCUCCCCGCAUACUGAGAAAUCUGUUUGGCACUAUGAUCGUCACCUGUGGGCUGGGAAACCCAAAAAGCCUGUGGGAUAAACACAAAGAGAGCUUAGCGGAAGACAUACUACUUGAGCCAAGGACCUUGCUUCAACCAAGCACUCAUACUGUUGAAGACAUAGUUAUUAGAUUAGGAGGCCACGAGCUUAGAACGUAUGGUCUGCCGACACCUCAGAGAGACCAGCAGGUAUGCAAUUGCAGAGACUUGAUCAGAGAGACCAACUAUGACCAAGACGAGUUUACAACGUACGUAUCAAGCAACGAACCAUUACUGGUGCCAGACCAAGCUGCGGCUUAUCACGUCAUCCUAGACAACAUGCAGCGUGGAUCUGGUGGUAUUAUCUUUCUAGAUGCACCUGGUGGCACAGGUAAGACGUUCCUCCUCAACCUUUUACUUGCUAAGGUGAGGCAACAAAAGAAGAUUGCUAUUGCUGUUGCUUCAUCAGGAAUUGCCGCAACUUUGCUUACCGGAGGCAGGACUGCCCACUCAGCUUUCAAACUUCCGUUAAACUUGUCACAUACGGAGACGCCAACCUGUAACAUCGCUAAGGUACAGGAAUGGCCACAAUACUAA
Molecule: messenger RNA, 1509 nt
Organism: Corticium candelabrum
Lineage: Eukaryota; Metazoa; Porifera; Homoscleromorpha; Homosclerophorida; Plakinidae
Exons: 2
Coding region: 1-1509 (502 amino acids)
Biological process (GO): DNA repair; telomere maintenance
Molecular function (GO): DNA helicase activity
Source: RefSeq, a predicted model, not a curated record